CUGAGGGAGUAUUACAUAUAUUUGUAUGUUUACACAUGUGUGUAUGAAUUAUGAUAUCCUAAUUAGUUGCCUUUGUUGGCAGAAACUAGGAAGCUUUAUGGAAAUGCUAUUUAGUGGUCGCUAUGUGCUGCUCUUAAUGUCAAUAUUUUCAAUUUACUGUGGAUUGAUAUACAAUGAGUUUUUCUCUGUCCCCUUCCACAUAUUUGGGAAGUCAGCAUACAAAUGCCGAGAUGCUACAUGCAGCGAUGCACGCACUGUUGGUUUAAUGAAAUAUAGAGACCCUUAUCCAUUUGGCGUGGACCCAAGUUGGCGAGGUAGCCGUUCAGAACUGCCUUUCUUGAACUCUCUUAAGAUGAAGAUGUCUAUUUUAUUUGGUGUGGCACAAAUGAACCUGGGCAUUAUUUUAAGUUACUUCAAUGCCCGCUUCUUCAGCAAAUCGCUUGAUGUGAAGCAUCAAUUUGUUCCACAGAUGAUUUUCCUGAACAGUCUUUUUGGAUAUCUUUCACUUCUCAUUAUUGUCAAAUGGUGCACUGGUUCGCAAGCAGAUCUCUACCAUGUUAUGAUAUACAUGUUCCUUAGUCCCUUUGGUGAUCUUGGCGAAAAUAAAUUGUUUAGGGGGCAGAAUGUGCUUCAGGUCAUAUUGUUGCUUUUAGCCGUUGUUGCUGUUCCCUGGAUGCUCUUUCCGAAGCCAUUUAUUUUGAAGAGACUCCACAUGGAGAGAUUUCAAGGUCGUACAUACCGGAUCCUUGGAACCUCUGAGAUGGAUAAUGAAGAGGAACCUGAUUCUGCCAGGGAACAUAAAGAGGAGUUUAAUUUCAGUGAGGUUUUUGUGCAUCAAAUGAUACACUCGAUUGAGUUUGUCCUUGGUGCUGUGUCUAAUACAGCUUCAUAUCUACGGUUAUGGGCUUUGAGUUUGGCUCACUCGGAACUAUCUACUGUGUUGUAUGAGAAAGCUCUACUCUUUUUUUGGGGGUAUGAUAACCUCAUCGCGCGACUGAUGGGGAUGUCGCUCUUUGCCUUUGGGACAGUUGGGAUACUACUCAUGAUGGAAACUCUCAGUGCUUUUCUCCAUGCUUUACGUCUUCAUUGGGUGGAAUUCCAGAACAAGUUUUAUCACGGCGACGGCUACAAGUUCAAGCCAUUCUCCUUUGAGUCGCUAGCGCAUGAUGACGGUUGCUAAUACACAACACCCACUAUAAGGUAACUGAACACUACUUCACAGUACCCAAUUUUGGUUGCCUUGAAAAUUCCCCAUCCUUUAUGGGUCAGAAUUAUUGUUUUUUAUAGUUAGUAUUACAAAGGAACAUGAGCAUGGGUGAUAGAGCUGUUUAUAGAUGGUAAAAGUGUAUACUUUUCUCGUAUACGCCUUUCGAUCCAUCUUCUCCUCUAAUCGGAGGAAAUUGAGACAAUUGUAAAUGAGUUUUUUGUGCUUCCAUUUUGUUUUUAUAUAGGCAGCAGAUGGUAGAAAUGUGAAUUUGAUACCCUGUAAUGUGGUUAAAUUAUACGAAAUACAUUGAUUGGAAAAGUUUAUUUAAAAAUUAAAUCUAUGUUGGAGUU
Messenger RNA from Cuscuta campestris, 1557 nucleotides. Lineage: Eukaryota; Viridiplantae; Streptophyta; Magnoliopsida; Solanales; Convolvulaceae. The record is from the annotation of a GenBank genome assembly.